UGUAUAGUUUAGUAAGUUUAGUUUGACUUGUUUAUUUUUCAACUUUUGUAUAAGCAUGAAAUGGAUUCAGAAUCUGCAGCAUCUUCCACUGUAAACAAUUUUCCAUCGAAGGUUAAUAAUUUCGCUGUAAUAGUGAAUGGUGAACACACUGAUAUAGCAUUAACAACAUUUACAAACUAUCAAAAUUUGAUCAUUACUCAAUUUGAAAAAAUUGGAAACAUUUAUCAAGUUAAAGUAGACCAGCCAGCAAACGGGCUAACUGUAUCAGAAAAGGUGUACAAUAUUAAACAGAUACUAGGAGCCGAAAAUGUACAUGCGGAAGUUGCAGUUAGAUAUUUAACAGAAAAAUUGAGCAUACAAAAACCCUUGCUAGUUUGUUUAAGCCUAAAAGACUAUAGUAGACGUAGCUUAGAUAUUAUUAUAGAAUCAAUUAAAAAUCACAAGUAAAUUAUGGCUUUGGAAAGAAUUAAAAAAGCUGAAAGCUUCUACGGCCAGGUGGUUAUAGGACCUCCAGGUUCAGGAAAAACAACAUACUGUGGUAAAGUUUAUGCGUUUUACAAAGAAAAGUUAAAUAGGAAAGUAGAAAUUGUUAAUUUAGAUCCAGCUAAUGAAAACAUGGGUUACAGUCCAAAAAUAGACAUCAUGCAGUUAGUAACGGUAGAGGAUGUCAUGGCAGAACUUAGAUUAGGACCUAAUGGAGCUCUCAUGUAUUGUAUGGAAUAUCUUCAAGAAAACUUUGACUGGCUUCUUAGUAAGUUAAGCAAAAUUAAAGACAGUUACCUAAUUUUUGACAUGCCUGGUCAAGUUGAGUUAUAUACACAUCAUACUGCAAUCAAAGACAUUUUUGGACGUUUAGAAAAAUUAGGAUAUCAUUUGUGUGCAGUGCAUUUGGUUGAUUCCCAUUAUUGCUCAGAUCCUCCAAAAUUUAUUUCUACUCUGUUGCUAUCUCUAUCUACAAUGUUGCAAAUUGGGCUUCCUCAUGUGAAUGUACUAAGCAAAGCAGAUCUUCUGAAGAAAAAUGCAUCAAAGCUUGACUUCGGUUUAGACUUUUAUACAGAUGUGAUGGAUUUGGAAUAUUUACUGGAACUUUUAGAUGAUGGUCCUUUUACAAAAAAGUACAAGAAGCUAAAUGCAGCUCUUGUGGAUAUUAUACAGGAGUACAGUUUGGUUGGGUUUAUACUAUUGAAUGUGAAAUCAGAUAAAAGUUUGCUGGAAUUGAAAAGUGCUGUUGAUAAGGCCAAUGGCUAUAUUUAUGGGAGUGGUGAAGAGAGAAGUAUACAAGCACUUUUGUCCUGUGCUGUUGGAGCCCGAACUGAAAGUGAAAGAUUUGAUGUUGAUUAUAUGUAAAUCUUUUAGUAAAAUUUCAGAUUUUUAAGCUUCUUUUGUAAUUUUUCUUUGAAGUAAAAACAUAUUUUAAGUGAAAAAAUAGUGAUGUAUUAUUGUGUAUAUUGGUGCUAUUAUAAAUAGUACAUACAUUUAAAG
Diabrotica balteata is the source of this 1482-nucleotide messenger RNA. Lineage: Eukaryota; Metazoa; Arthropoda; Insecta; Coleoptera; Chrysomelidae. The record is from the annotation of a GenBank genome assembly.